AUGGCCGCCCACGACUCCAUCAUCCUCGAGGAGGACAUCGACGAGGACUACGACCCGACGCCAGACGAGAUCGAUGAGUACGCCACCUGGCUCGGCAUGAGGCGGCCGGAGGACGACGACCUGCUCUGGAUCGCGAGCGAGGGGCUCAAGGCGCCGCUGCCGGAGCACUGGAAGCCGUGCAAGACGCAGGACGGCGGCGAGAUAUACUACUUCAACUUUGCGACCGGCGAGUCCGUCUGGGACCACCCGUGCGACGACUACUACCGCAAGACGUACGAGGAGGAGAAGGCCAAGAAGCUGCGCCGCUCUGCUGAGGGGAAUGGCCGUCCGGCAGCGGCGCCCAGCUCGCCAGGGCUGGGCCGGCAGCCUCCUGGCGGGCCCAUCGGGCUGAGCGCGCUCGGUGUUGCGGAGCCGGCAGAGGUCGUGGCUCGGGCGAGGGAGGCGAGUGGGCUGGAGCGGGACGCAGCGCUCGAAGAGACGCGCCGGCAGCUGGAGGUGGAGGGCCGUGCGGAGGCGGAGAGGAUCCGCACAGCGCAGCGCGAGGCGUCGGAGCGACUCGUUGCCGGAGACCAGCUCCGCGAGCAGAUGCAGGCGCAUGCAGAGGCGGCGCUCGCCGCCGAGCGCGUCGGUGUCGGGCUGAGCCGAGGCGAGCGCGCGUAG
This is a messenger RNA of Emiliania huxleyi CCMP1516, 660 nucleotides long. RefSeq lists its product as hypothetical. The coding region runs from base 1 to 660 and encodes 219 amino acids. The record is from RefSeq and is a predicted model, not a curated record. NCBI's taxonomy places the organism in Eukaryota, Haptophyta, Isochrysidales, Noelaerhabdaceae. The transcript is spliced from 5 exons. Gene Ontology annotation, molecular function: protein binding.